Molecule: messenger RNA, 1272 nt
Organism: Fraxinus pennsylvanica
Lineage: Eukaryota; Viridiplantae; Streptophyta; Magnoliopsida; Lamiales; Oleaceae
Source: the annotation of a GenBank genome assembly
AUGGCGCACAAUCCCUCAAACGAAGCAAUACUCGAGCAACUGAAGCAUGGAAUCGCCGACUUCCAAAUAGCAUCUUCACCGGUUUCAUCAGUUUAUCGUCACUGCUCUCAGAAUGCACCUCCCGCCGUGUUUCUCACUAGCAUCACCCAUAAAUUCUUUGCCAGAAUUGGACCUUCACUAGGUCAAGGUUCGCCUGCAAUGAAGAAAUUGGAGCGUUAUUCAGUUCAGAAAAUUACUGGCGAUGGACGCUGCCUGUUUCGUGCUCUGGUUAAAGGAAUGGCUCACAACAAAGGUGUAAUGGUCAGUCCACGUGAAGAGAGAGAUAAUGCAGAUGAAUUACGGAUGGCCGUGAAAGAGGUUAUUUGUGAUAAUGAUAAAGAGCGUCUUAAGUAUGAAGAGGCAUUGAUUGCAAUAACUGUCGAGGAAUCUUUGAAACGUUACUGCCAACGUAUUGGACGGCCUGAUUUCUGGGGUGGAGAGUCGGAGCUACUGGUGCUAUCGAAGUUGUGCUUCCAGCCAAUAAUUGUUUACAUACCGGAACACGAGCAUGGCGGAUGGGGGUCUGGUUUUAUUCCUAUUGCUGAAUAUGGAGCUGAGUUUCGUAAAGGUACCAAGAAAGUAAAGCCGCGGAACGUUGUGAGACUACUGUACAGCGAUCGGUUGUUUAAUAGGCAGAGAACUAUUCAUCGGAUCCUUGGAGGAGGCAUUGUUGCAGAUGUGAUGCUAUGGAGGCAAAAGAAUUUAACAGUGGGAAUAUUAGUGAUAACUUUGGCUGCUUGGGUGGUUUUUGAGAGAUCUGGUUAUACUCUAUUAUCAUUGACCUCUAGUGUUUUCUUACUCCUGUUUACCAUUCUUUUUCUCUGGGCAAAAUCAGCAGCUAUUUUAAACAGACCUGCUCCACCACUACCACAUUUGUAUCUCUCAGAAGAAAUCAUGAAAGAAGCAGCUACUUUCAUCCGCAAUCAUAUAAAUGUUCUGCUUCAUGUGUCUGAAGAUAUCACGCUUGGUAGGGACUCAAGAAUGUUCAUUAAAGUAGCUCUUUGUCUGUUGCUGAUCUCAGUCAUUGGGAGCGUCACUGAUUUCCUCACAUUCGUCUACACAGGCCUUGUUAUUGUUCUUACAGUUCCAGCACUCUAUGAAAGAUGUGAAGACCAUAUUGAUAGAUAUGCUCUAAUAGGGUACAGGAACUUGCAGCUGUUAUACGUGAGAUUUGAUGCACAAUGUAUCAGCAAGGUUCAAAAAUGGAUCUUGGAAAAGAAGAAAUUAAGUUGA